Molecule: messenger RNA, 2126 nt
Organism: Xenia sp. Carnegie-2017
Lineage: Eukaryota; Metazoa; Cnidaria; Anthozoa; Malacalcyonacea; Xeniidae
Product: sodium-coupled monocarboxylate transporter 1-like
Exons: 16
Coding region: 168-1880 (570 amino acids)
Biological process (GO): sodium ion transport; transmembrane transport
Cellular component (GO): membrane
Molecular function (GO): symporter activity
Source: RefSeq, a predicted model, not a curated record
GUAUAACUGUAUGCGACGUUGGUUGUCAGCACGAAGCUAGACUGAAAAGAUUGUAUAUGUCGUAAUAAUAACAGUAAUAUAAUACGAAAUACAUUUUAAUCAAGACCACAAAGACUUGUUGAAAACUACAAAGAUUUAUCUAAUUGCGCAAGAUCACAAAGUAAGAAAUGAGUUCUUUGAGUGUGGUGGAUUACAUUCUAUUCGCACUGAUGUUGUGCGUUAGUGGAGCCAUAGGAAUCUACCAUGCUAUCCGUUCAAAGAAUCAGGGAUCAAAAGACUACUUUCUCAUAGAAAAUCAAAAUAUUUCUUCUAUUCCGAUUGCAAUUUCACUUCUUGUGUCAUUUCUCUCGGCCAUCUCAAUCCUUGGUAUACCAAGUGAAGUUUACACGUAUGGAUUAUCGUACAUCUUGGUUGCUAUUGCGUUCAUUUUUGUUAUUUUAAUAUCUGCUUUUCUUUACGUUCCUGUGUUUUACAAGAUGAAAAUCAUCAGUACAAAUGAGUACCUGGAAAGACGUUUCACUUAUGGUAUACGCUUAAUGGGAUCCAUUUUGUUUAUAAUGACCUAUACAAUGUACUUGUCAAUUGCUUUGUUUGCUCCAGCCAUAGCUAUGGAUGCAGUGUCAGAUCUACCUAUUAUAGUAUCUGUGGUUGUUACUGGUUUGAUAUGCAUAUUUUAUACCAGUUUGGGAGGAUUUAGAGCAGUUGUUUGGGCUGAUGUGUUCCAAGGCGUUAUUAUCGUUGGUGGCAUGAUAACAAUACUUAUCAUGGGAAUUCUUGAAGUGGAUGGUCUGAGCAACGUUUGGCGAAUAAAUAAGGAAAUGAAACGACUAAAUAUAUUUGACUUCAAUCCGGAUCCUACCGUUCGCUCAUCAUUUUGGGCUAUGAUCGUCGGGGGAACUUUCACCUAUAUUUUUUCAUGGUCCGUCAGUCAGUUAUCAGUUCAAAGAUUUUUGGCUUCAAAAUCGCUAAGAAAUGCAAAAAAAGCAAUGCUGUUUAGUAUGAUCGCGUUGGUCCUUUUUACAAUACUUUGCUGUUUGAAUGGUCUUGUAAUUUUUGCUGUUUAUCAUGACUGUGAUCUAUCAAGAAGCAAAAAGAUAACAAGGAACGACCAGAUUUUACCAUACUUUGUUGUCGACAAGCUUGGUCAUCUGAAAGGUUUACCUGGACUAUUUAUUGCAGCUCUUUUUAGUGGAGCAUUGAGCACAUUGUCAUCUGGUAUCAAUUCGGUUUCGGCAAUUGUCUUGGAGGAUAUCGUCAAGAAAUUCCUAAACAACAUUUCAGAUGCUAGGGCAACUUGUGUUUCACGAAUUGUUGGUAUCGUUUAUGGCCUUUUAAUCAUGCUAGGAGCAAUUGGUUUUAACUAUGCAAAAGUUCCUUUGUUGAUUCAGUUAAGUGCAACUUUGUUCAACAUAUCCGCUGGACCAUUGUUGGGUUUGUUCACUUUGGGAAUGAUAUCAAAAAAAGCAAACUGGAAGGGAGCGUACAUUGGCACUGGGCUUGCGUUUUCUCUUCUUGGAUGGAUUUACAUUGGGAGUCUAUCUUAUUCACCAAUUAUUAACAAACCACCAACGUCAAUUGAAGGAUGUGAAACAUUUAAUGAAACACGCAUGAUCAACAAGACCAUCGCCUCUUUUAAAAAUGACACCGUACCUCAAAGAGGAGGCUUGGAAAAAUUUUACAGCUUGUCCUUUUUUUACUACGGUGGUGUUGGAAUGCUAGUAACAGUUGUAAUUGGUUACAUUUUUAGUAUUAUAUUAGGAAGAUCUGAAGAUGAACAAGUGGAUGAGGAGCUUUUAUUUGAUUUCUCUGGUCCAUGCCACUCAAAAAGAUCUAAACGACCAAACAAUAACAAUAUAUUUACGAAAACAACCACUCUUUAGCUAUCAUUUCAACAUAAGCUUGCAUGAUGUAUAGCAGGAAUCAUGAUUUAUAUGAUAGCUGAGUAAUAUUUCUUCGUUUUCUGAAAGUAAAUAGCCAAUAGAAAUAUGAAUAACAACGGCAAUAUGCUAAUCAAAUGAUAUUUCGAUAAUAUAACAUUAUAUGAACACAUACUAAGUAAAUUUAUAUCCUUUUUAAAUAAUUAUGUAUCUUUAUUUUUAGUAAAUUAAAAGUUGAAGGUUUUAAAA